AUGAGAGUUGCGAAGGAAGAUCUGACAGUCAUCUCUCUAUCAGAGCAGCCGAAGGCAGAGUCUUCUUCUCAAAAUGGAGAAAAGGAUAUCGACGAUGAGCCUGGUUCGGUUCCAAUGAAGUAUAAAGGAACGGCUCACGACAAAAAGGAAAUGAGCUUCCUGGGCAAGAAGCAGCGUAACUUCAAGUUCCUCACAAUGCUGGGAUUUGCAAGUACCGUGAUGGCCAGUUGGGAAAUUCUUCUCCCGCUUUUCACGUUUGUCCUGACGGAUGGAGGUACUGCUCUUCUUUUCUGGGGAUUUAUCGCGGUUGGGCUUGGAAUGCUGUUGGUUUAUGCAAGUAUCGCGGAAUUGGCAUCAAUGUCUCCAACGGCUGGUGGACAGUAUCAUUGGGUCUCGGAAUUUGCUCCUCCCAGCAUUCAGAAACCUCUAAGUUACAUCGUUGGCUGGCUCUCAGCCAUCGGGUGGCAAGUUUACCUUGCUGGCGUUUGCUUCAUGGUCGGCACUAUCAUUCAAGGCUUGAUUGCUCUGAAUGUAACGGACUAUGUGUGGCACGCCUGGCAUGGCACUCUUCUCACCAUUGCCACCAUAGCAUUCUCGAUCGCUUUCAACACCGUGUUGGCUGUGCAACUACCUCUUAUCGAGGGCAUGGUGUUGAUCCUUCAUUUCGCUGGUUUCUUCGCCAUUACCAUCCCUCUCUGGGUCAUGGCUCCCCGUGCCAAUGCUCACGAUGCUUUGCUGGAGUUUACCAACCUUGGCGGUUGGCCUAGCACAGGACUUUCGGCCAUGAUUGGCUUGACGACACCUUUGAGCGUGCUUAUCGGGUACGAUUGCUCAGUCCACAUGUCUGAAGAAAUUCGAGAUGCGUCAAUUACACUCCCUAAUGCUAUCAUGUGGUCGGUGGGUGUCAACGCAACCCUUGGAUUUAUUAUGGCAGUCACCUUGAUCUUCACUCUGGGCGACGUCGAUUCCCUCUCUGCCUCCGUUACCAGACAGCCUUUCAUUCAACUUUUCUACAACGGCACCCGUAGUUACGGCGCAGUCAACGCCAUGACAGCCGUGGUAAUCAUUCUGCUCACUUCCUGCUGUGUCAGUGAAGUAGCCACCGCAUCAAGACAAAUUUGGUCAUUUUCUCGAGACCGAGGUUUGCCUAGUUCGUCUUGGUUGUCUAAGGUGUCUCCCGGCUGGAACAUCCCUCUUCGCGCUGUUGGUGUUUCACUCGCCGUGAGCUCUUUGCUUUCUCUCAUCAACCUUGGAUCUUCGGUUGCUCUGAACGCGAUCAAUUCCCUCGGUGGCGUCUCCAUCCUCACAUCGUAUUUCAUCACCAUCAGCUGUCUGGUCUGGAGGCGACUCAGAGGACCACCAUUACCACCACAUCGAUGGUCAUUAGGAAAAUAUGGCCUGUACAUUAACAUUGCCGCCCUCAUAUUCCUCACACCCGUCUGGUUUUUUGCUUUUUGGCCAUUGGCUACACCGGUAACGGCCGAAUCGAUGAACUGGUCUUCAACAAUGUUCGGAGGCACCAUCAUCAUUGCCGUUCUUUACUAUAUCUUCGGGGCAAGGCAUGUAUACAGUGGUCCCGUCAUGCUCAUGAAGCGAGACGGGUGA
This is a messenger RNA of Rhinocladiella mackenziei CBS 650.93, 1605 nucleotides long. RefSeq lists its product as uncharacterized. Gene Ontology annotation, biological process: transmembrane transport. NCBI's taxonomy places the organism in Eukaryota, Fungi, Ascomycota, Eurotiomycetes, Chaetothyriales, Herpotrichiellaceae. Gene Ontology annotation, molecular function: transmembrane transporter activity. The record is from RefSeq and is a predicted model, not a curated record. The transcript is spliced from 7 exons. Bases 1 to 1605 code for a protein of 534 amino acids. Gene Ontology annotation, cellular component: membrane.